AUGUCGAAGGAUUCGACCAUCGAAGAGACGAAGCAGACGAUCGUGCAACGCUUCAGAGCAUGGGGUGAAAACUCGUUCCCUCCUACCCUGCUCGCCUCGCUCAUCACCGCGCAACAUGCUCGCCCAUUCCAGGUCUUCCCCAUGCUUUUCACUCCCGUCCUCCUCUUCACCAGCUAUGCCAACCUCCAAGGAUUCAAGACCGAUACCGCUGGUAUCAGCGCUGCGUGGUCUGGCUUAUACUUGCUUCUGGCCAGCCGCCGGCGCCAACCGAUGACGAAGAAGUUUGGAGUUCGCGGCGUGGUGCGCGGUGGAACAAUGGCUCUUUGCUUGGUGAAUAUGGUCGCCGGUGGACUUGCCUACACUCUUGGCAAGCGUGAGGAUGGAGAGGAUUCGUGA
Messenger RNA from Penicillium verhagenii, 396 nucleotides. RefSeq lists its product as uncharacterized. The coding region runs from base 1 to 396 and encodes 131 amino acids. The transcript is spliced from 2 exons. Lineage: Eukaryota; Fungi; Ascomycota; Eurotiomycetes; Eurotiales; Aspergillaceae. The record is from RefSeq and is a predicted model, not a curated record.